UGUGAUGAUGAAGAAAUAAAUUGUCAGGGUGAUUAGUUGAUGUAUAUUUAAUCUGAAUACUGAGACAAGUCUAAUGAUUAGUACCCAAGUGAUGACAAAUCAGCCUACCCAUACAUUUACAUAUUUGAAUGUUCAACCUAGACCUUCAACAACAGCAACAGAGAGUGAAAAAACUUUGAUCUGUGGGGUAACAAUUAACUAAAUUGUUUCCUUUUUAUGAUCAAUUUUCUUCAUAGGCUGAGAGCUUGACUAAGCCAUAAAUAUUUUCCCAUCUUCUCAUUCAAAGUUUAGACUUCUAAGUAGAAGCUUCAAUUUUUUUUGGUCAUUGAUUGUUAAUCACAAUUAACUCUCUCCUUCUUCCUCUCCCUCUCUAUCUGUAUCUUUGUCUUCAUAAUUACCUCAAUCAUCAUCAUCAUAUUCACUUAUUCAAUUAAUGGAUCAUUUCUACAACAACAAGGAAUCUACAAUUGUUACUAUUGUUUACUCUUUGCUAGAGUUUGUUUUAAUUUCUCUUGUUUGUUACGCCAUUUUGGAUUCGCGUAUUUCUGUUAGAUUAAAUUUCUCUUCUUCAACUUAUUCAACAGGAAACAUUUAAUUCAAAUUAAUUUCUUGUGAUUAAAUCAAUUCCCAUUCUUAUCUUCACUCGUUUAAACCUUAACUCUAAGUGAACUUUUUUCUUCCAUUCCCUUAAGUUGAAAAACUCGAGGAUCCAUUGGGUUUCCUGGUCGAGAUUAAAUAAUCAUGACGAUCUCUCAGGAGAUCAACAGUUUCCAGGUACCUUAUCGUAAUGAUGCCUCACCCUAUGGACGUGAAGUUACCUUUGAUUGGAAGGUGAUUGAUUAUUGUGAUCAACAGAAAUUGUUACCUUAUCAAUGGACAAGAUCAGCAAAGUGUAUUCUUGUAGGUGAUGUUGGUGUUGGAAAAACAUCUCUACUUAAAAGAUCAUCUUGUGAUGAAUUUACCUUUGAACAUAAGGAUACCAUUGGUGUUGAUUUCGAGAUUCAAAAAUAUUCAAUUCUGGGCAAUCAAUUUGAUCUUCAAAUUUGGGAUACUGCUGGACAAGAGCGAUUCCGUUCAUUGGCCAGUUCCUAUUUUCGAGGGUCAAAUGUUGCCUUAAUUGUUUUCGAUUUAACUAAUGUCAAGUCAUUACUUAAUUCCCUAAAUUGGUCAAGGGAAGUGUUGAAAUGUACCAAGAAUCCGAUUAUAUUUCUCAUUGGCUCGAAAGCUGAUGCAAUUUCCCCUGCAGCUCGAGAGUUUAAUGAAUCGGAGGCAAUUAAAAUCGCCGAUAAAUUGAAAGCUGAAUACUGGUCAGUUUCCGCUCGAACAGGGGAAAAUGUGAUCCCAUUGUUUCACCGAAUCUCAUGUCUCACCUUUCAACAAAUUAUUCGUGAAAGAAUCGACGAGAUGGAAGCAAUUAAAACUCUACAACCAUUUAACAGCUCGCCAACGAUACCAAUUAAAUCAUCGAUACCAUUAAAACCGACAACGAGUAUUAUCACACUUAAUAAGAAAAAGAAAGUUUCAACAAUUAAAAACUGUCUUAAUAUCAGAAGAUUUUACAAACCUAAAUGAUACGAAAGUUAAUUGUUACCCAACAAUUAACCAGAAAACAAAAUGCCAAAGAGUCAAGACCAAAAAAAAGUAAACGCGAUUGAUUGGAAUUAGGAAAAGACUCAGAUUUUCAAUUGCAACCGAUACAAUCUCAUCUAAUUGUAAUUAAAACGAUCACAAACACCAUCAAAAGUAUAUUAGUUAAUUGCGAUGAUUUGGUUAUCGACGUGAUUAAACAUUAAUUGGUUUACUUUAAAUUCAUUUCUAUUUAUAAAUAUCAAUCUGUGAAUGGAAUUACUUUACAGAUUAUAUUUAUAUUUCCAUUGGAAUCAAAUUUAAUUCCUUGAUUCAACUGAACACCUUUCUCUUAAUUGUAUAACCUAAUUUUAGAAUUUAAUUAUUAAUUGUUAAUAAUUGUAAUGUAUUCUCAUACCUAAUUGAUGUAAUAAUAAUAUAAUUAUUGAGUAAUUACAAAUGAUGGGUGAAUUAAGUUGACAACUUUGUUGUUUUGCUCUCAAAUUGUUCAAAACUAAAAUCAAUUAGAUUGCCCAACUUGAUUAAACAAUUACCCUUAGAGACAAUAUAAUUGUUCAUUAACUAAUCAAGUAAUCAGAUUUUUAUAUCAACAAUUAAACUGUAAAUAUUGUAUGAUAAGAGAAAAACAAGUUUCUUGAUCAUUAAUGUUUUCCAAACAAUCAAAACUAAUUGUUUCACAAUUGAAUCUUCCAUAGGUUCAAAGUCAUUAUAAUAAAUCAUUUGUAUCAUUAAA
Panonychus citri (citrus red mite) is the source of this 2320-nucleotide messenger RNA. RefSeq names its product ras-related protein Rab-34-like. Lineage: Eukaryota; Metazoa; Arthropoda; Arachnida; Trombidiformes; Tetranychidae. The record is from RefSeq and is a predicted model, not a curated record. The coding region runs from base 742 to 1572 and encodes 276 amino acids. The transcript is spliced from 2 exons. Gene Ontology annotation, molecular function: GTPase activity; GTP binding.